Molecule: messenger RNA, 1575 nt
Organism: Engraulis encrasicolus (European anchovy)
Lineage: Eukaryota; Metazoa; Chordata; Actinopteri; Clupeiformes; Engraulidae
Exons: 2
Coding region: 367-1410 (347 amino acids)
Source: RefSeq, a predicted model, not a curated record
UGUUCGACUUCUUCGAGAUAUAAUUCGCAGUUAAGUUUCCACCGCUUCCCUGUCAAUCGUGAGGUAAAAGCGCAGUGGCUCGUUAAAAUCAAGCGAGACAACUUCACUCCCACCGAGUCGACACGGGUUUGCAGCAGACAUUUCAUCACUGAUGACUUUUUGCUGAGCGAGGGGGUGAAAAGACGUCUGAAAACAGGUGCUGUUCCUUGUUUGUUUGAGUGGAACAACUUCACAUUACCAGCUCCUAGGCUCAAUGUUUGGCAACGUCAACCGAGACCCUCAUCUCCUGACCCUCACCCAGCUGAUGCUGAAACGACAACUCCGCCCCUCCCUCCGGUACAACUGGACCAUCCGUACAGUGUUACAAUGAAGCCAGUUAAUUAUGACCUGUUGCUUGAAAAUGAAGCGUUGCGAAAUAAGGUCACCGAGUACGAGCGUGUAAUGGAGGGAAUGCGCUUGCAGAUGGAGUCCAUGCAGUUACAUUCACGUUUUGGCCUCCAUCACCUUGUUGGAUCCGAUGAGGACAUCCGCUAUUACACCAGAUUUGCAUCCUACCGCCAUUUCCAGGUGUUUUGGCAACAGGUGGAGCGUGCUGCCACUACAAAAAUGGUGCGCGUCACAUCUGCCUCAAGUAGUGAUCCAUCUCAACGGGCUACAAAGCUUCCUCCUGUUGAUGAGCUUUUGCUUUUCCUCAUGCACCUGUCUCUAGGGCUGGAUCUCUAUGAUCUUGGCAAGCGGUUUAAAGUGCACCCUUCCACAGCUAGCAGAGUAAUUACUACCUGGACUCACUUCCUCUAUCACCUUCUGGGCUCCAUUCGGCUGUGGAUCCCCCCAGAUGUUGUCAGGGCACAUCUACCCCCAGAAUUUAAAAUGUUCCCCGACACGCAGGUGGUGCUUGACUGCACAGAGUUAUUCUGUCAGUCGCCCUCCUCGCUCCUUCUCCAGAGUGAAGUAUACUCAACAUACAAAUCCCACCCAACCUUCAAGGCCAUGAUUGGCAUAGCGCCACAUGGUGUGAUCACUUUUGUAUCACCACUAUAUGCCGGGUCACUUAGUGACAAAGAGAUCUUCAGGAAGUGUGGCAUCACUAAGCUGCUAACCCCACAAAUGGCCAUAAUGGUAGACAAGGGCUUCCUUGUUGAGGAUAUCUGUCCCUGUAAAAUUUACAGGCCUGCUUUCCUUGUUAAAAACAACCCCAUGUCAAAAGAGGAUGUCCAGCAGACCCAGCAAAUUGCCAGCCUCAGGGUUCACGUGGAGCGAUGUAUUAAGAGGGUAAAGGAGAACAACCUGAUUAGCGGAGAGAUCCCUUUAUCGGUCACAGGGAGUAUUGACCAGUUGUUUUCUGUCGCAUGCCUUUUGUCGAAUUUUCAAAACGGCCCUCUAGUGAAGGCAUGGGCUGAACUGAACUGAAUCAUUCCAUGCAGUUUUAUUGCAUAGCCCACCGUUUUUAAAAGUAAGUAAGGCCUUAUUGAUUUGCCCAAUAUGUCUGUAAAUAUGUGAAUAUGUGAUUAAUAAUUUGGAUAUUGAUUACCUGUAAGCUGUUUAAGGUAUUUAUAUAAAACUUCAAUAUUUUUC